Populus nigra (black poplar) is the source of this 1982-nucleotide messenger RNA. Its product is annotated as fatty-acid-binding protein 2-like. Bases 348 to 1643 code for a protein of 431 amino acids. NCBI's taxonomy places the organism in Eukaryota, Viridiplantae, Streptophyta, Magnoliopsida, Malpighiales, Salicaceae. Gene Ontology annotation, cellular component: chloroplast stroma. The record is from RefSeq and is a predicted model, not a curated record. The transcript is spliced from 11 exons. Gene Ontology annotation, molecular function: intramolecular lyase activity; fatty acid binding.
ACCUCAAAACUCACAAAAGAAAAAAGAAAAGUUUCUUUCAAUAAUAAGAAGAGUCCUGUUUUCUUUUGAUCUGCCGUGAGUCUGUGAAUGGUUCCCCCCCUCUGGAACCAAAGAAUAUUCUCUUCCCGCUCCCUCUCUUCAUAAUAAUAACUGAAAAAUCUAAGAAAUUCAAAAAGGAAACCCUAAUUUGAAUUUAGCUGACCUCUUUUAACAUCAUCAACAUUUUUUCUCUUUCCUACCUCUCCUUUCUAAAACCUUUUCUUCAUCCAAUAGUAAGGUGUUUUUGCAUCUGUUGGACCUAGGUUCGUCUGGUAUAAAAGUUUGAGACUCCUGAAUCGGAAGCAAUAAUGAGGAACAAUUGGUUCUUUUUCAUGGAUUUAGAUGGAGAAUCUCAAUACAUGUUUCCCUUAGAGCCCCUAUUAUCACAAGGCUUUGGGGCUAAUCUAUUUUCUCAGCUUAGUUCAUUUGUUGAUAAUCCUUUGCACCAAUCGAGAUUCCUACAUGUCCCUGGAACCAUGGCUUUUCAAGAAGCUUUGAACGGCAUGUCGAAGCUUGCUGGUGGUUUGAUUUUUUGGUUCACUAGUGCAUCUAGUUCAAAUUUGAGUCGCCAAAUAUCAGGCAAACAGAUUUCUCCCACACCAGGAAGCUGUAGAUCUUCAGCACAAGUUAAGAACUCUACUUCUACUAGAUGUGAUCUUGCUGGUUUAGGCGUAGGUUCUGUAUCAAAAGUAGAGUCUUCACCUCCUGUUGUUUUUAGUACGAUCUCAAGUUUUGUGAUGAGGCUCCUACUCGGGGAAGCUGAAAGACUUCAGCCAUUCCCUGUCCUCUCAUUAGCUGCUUCUCUGGUACCACCAUUUGACAACUUAGCUUCAAAGGUACUAGCUAUCCCUUUGGAGAAUGGUGAUGUACAAGUGCAUGCAUCCAUAGAUCAAAGGCCUUGUGAAGUUGAGCAUUGUGGAUGUCCAGGCCUCUCAUUUUCUGAUUUAAACUGGACAAGACAUGCCGUUGAGCCCAGAACUGGCAUUGAGUUCCCAAUGUUUUUGGACAACAUCGUAGCUGGACAGGAAAGAUCUAGAUUAACUUCAGAGGUUCUUGUUGGUACUGGAUCCAGAACUAUGAAAAUAAUCAGAAUAAAGUCUCUGAAGAUUUAUGCUUUUGGUUUCUAUGUUCAUCCUAAUUCUGUCUGUGAAAAACUGGGCCCAAAGUAUGCUUCCAUUCCAAUGGGUGAAUUAAUUAAACACCGUGACUUUUAUGAGGACCUUCUCAGGGAAGACAUCUCCAUGACUGUUCGGCUUGUGAUUAACUGCAAUGGGAUAAAAAUCAAUACUGUUAGGGAUGCUUUUGAGAAAUCACUUCGAAACCGUUUAUUGAAGACAAACCCAGACACUGAUUACCAUUGCCUGACUACAUUUGGUUCAUUCUUCACAAAAGAUAUUCCACUACCCGCGGGAACAACAGUUGAUUUUCAACGGACAGCUGAUGGGCAACUAAUAACUGAAAUUGGAGGUAACCAAAUUGGAGUGGUUUGUAGCAAGGAUUUAUGUAGAGCCUUCUUUGACAUGUACAUAGGUGAUAUUCCUGUCUCAGAGCAAACAAAGGAAGAGAUUGGCAAGAAUGUUGCCAGCAUUAUCCGGAAGUGCUAAGUUGAUCCAAUAAAGCUUCCAUUGUUCAAUUUUUUUUUAUGAACAAUUGGCUGCUGAUUUAUGGGUCGCAUAUUUCUUGACUAUAACGAUGUACUGCCUUUCAAUACACUGGAGUGUGCAGUUAGGAAGUGUAUGGGUGGCAGGUCAUGCAUGUUAUACAAUAAAUAGAUCUAGGUCAAACCAAUUUGAGAUUAAAAGGGGGGCUACCAGAACUUGUACAAAAUCGAUUCUUUGUAGCUUUCUUCCUGUGGGGGUUUGCUGCAUCUGAAUUGCUGCCCCCAGCUAGAUCCAAGUUAUUAGAAUUAUCUUUCAGGAUACGAAGAGAAUAGUUUUGUUUUA